AUGAAGGGUGUAGACCGGAUCAGUGAUUUACCUGAUCCAAUUUUAAUUCACAUUCUGUCAUUCCUUUCUACAAUAAUUGCUGCUCGAACCUCCAUUUUAUCUACCAGGUGGAGAAAUCUUUUUACUUUAGUUUCUAAUCUCAACUUUGAAUUGGAUGGAUGUAUAUCCAGGUGGGAAAAUAGGCUGCGUCUUCGUAAGUUUAACAGCUCCACCAUUAAGAGCUUUAGGUGCUUUGUCGAUAGAGUGCUGUCUUUUCACGGUAGGACAAAUGUGGAUAAAUUCCGCCUCAAAUUCCGCCUGAAACGCGGGAAAUGCGUUGAUUCCGACAGUGCUUGUAGGUGGAUAUCAGGGGCACUUAUGCGUGGUGUCAAACAUCUUGAUUUGAACAUCUCGCUUGACAAGUUCACUUUUCCGGAUGCUCUUUUUACUUGCAGCUCAUUGGUAACUUUGAAACUGGAUAUUGUUUUAGUUUUGCAUGUUCCAGAAGACAUUCAUUUUCCAAACCUAGAGACUCUUCAUCUCAAGUCGGUUAAGUUCUUCGAUGAUAAUUCAGUUAAAAGUCUCUUCUCCAGCUGCAGUAAUCUUCAAGAUGUGGUCAUAGAGAACUGCAGCAUGAUGAAUGUAAAGAGCUUCAGAAUUUCACACCCUUUGCUCAGAAGUUUGACUAUAAUUCGCCCCUGUUAUACUUCCAAUUGUUGGUUAACGAUUGACGCGCCAUGUCUAUCCAACUUCAAAUACAUUAUUGACCAUCUAGUAGCAGGGUAUUCGUUGAAGAACCUGGAAUCUAUUGUCAGUGCCGAUAUUCAAUUCCUAAUUGAGAACGUAGAUCUUCAAGCCGAUGCAAGGCAUGCAGCAACAAUUUUUAGAGAGAUCUAUCGUGUUCGUUCACUAGUUCUGUCACUUUAUUCUCUAGAGCUUCUUUUAAGCUGUGAACCGUUUCCUGCUUUUCCUACCUUGGUUGAACUGGAGACACCUUAUGAUAAGGCUGAGCAAUUGAUGAGUUCAACAGAUAAAGGACUUGAAACUUUACUGUCACAUUGUCCUGAACUAGAAAAUCUUGCCUUCCGUCAGGAUGUUCUCAUCUCUCUGCCCGAAGAAGUGCCUUCAUGCUUGUCGUUUAAAGUCAAGGCGAUCGAAAUUUCAAACUUUAAAGAAGACGAAGAUUGUAUCCGAAAGGCAAAGUACAUCCUAGAGAAUGGUAGAGCUCUAGAGAAGUUGACAAUACGUACAUCAAUCUGUUGCCGUUUUAAUAAAUUGAAGAUUUCACAAGUGUUGUUUGCUUAUCCAAGGAAAUCUAAGCAAUGCUUUAUCUUGAUUGUUUGA
Messenger RNA from Hibiscus syriacus, 1323 nucleotides. Its product is annotated as F-box/LRR-repeat protein At3g58900-like. The coding region runs from base 1 to 1323 and encodes 440 amino acids. Gene Ontology annotation, molecular function: protein binding. The record is from RefSeq and is a predicted model, not a curated record. The transcript has 3 exons. NCBI's taxonomy places the organism in Eukaryota, Viridiplantae, Streptophyta, Magnoliopsida, Malvales, Malvaceae.